CAGGCCUCGCCGAAUUAGGAAGCUUUGUGAUUGCGCCAUCGCCCACCGGCCGGGAGCCUUCGUCGCACUCACGAACCGAACGCAGCAAACGGUUGGAGCAAACGUCUGACGAUCUUCUUCCUUUCUCACCCCAUCAAAUGACUUGCCCCUCGGUCUCGCUUUCUAAGCUAGAAAAUACACUGCUCUUCUAUAAUACGUACCUGAAUCUGGGGACAGAGGAACCACGGCUGUUUCGGGCACAAAACCACUCAUAUAUAUCUUGCCGACUCCUUUUGUUAUCAGAUCUUGCCUAAAUCAUGGUCGACGAAGCCCUCAAGCGCCCUUCAUCUCCCAGCUCUGAAAACUUCCAAACGUCUAAAUCAAGAAAGGUCAACGGCUCGCACAACGACAACAUCACUAUGCCUUCAGCGGUCCCAAACGGAGCGGCCGAGGCCAACAUCGUUGGCGGAAACCCCAUCGCCCGCCCCCGUUUGAGCAAGCCGCUUGUAUACUCCGGCUCGCUGGACAACUACAAGAGCAUGGACAUCACCCCUGUCAUUGGUCGGGAGUACGAGGGCCUUCAGGUGGUUGACCUUCUCAAGGCCGACGAUCAGGUCAUCAGAGACUUGGCUGUCACAAUUUCUCAGCGCGGAGUUGUCUUCCUGCGCGACCAGAAUGUUACGCCAACUCAGAUGAAGGACUUCUGCCUCCGUCUCACAGAGCUUGCCGGAUGUCCCGAAUCGUCAGGUCUUCACAUUCAUCCCCUGACUGAGGAGGGUAGCGAGCUCGGUGACCAGAUUAGCGUCAUCAGCAGCGAAAAGCAAAAAAAAGGAGGCGGCCUCACCCACCAGUUGAGCGACGUGAGCCGUUUCGCUAGUGCCGGCUGGCACACCGACAUCUCUUUUGAGCAGGUCCCCUCAGACUAUGCAAUGCUCAAGAUCCACACCCUGCCCCCGACCGGUGGUGACACUUUGUGGGCUUCCGGAUAUGAGAUCUAUGACAGACUCUCCCCUGCCAUGCAGAAAUUCCUUGAAGGGUUGACAGCCACCCACGACGCCACAUUCUUCCACGACGAGGCCCGAAGGCUGGGCAACCCUCUUCGAGAUGGUCUCCGAGGCUCGCCACUGAACAAGGGCUCUGAGCUCAAGGCCGUCCAUCCUGUUAUCCGCACCAACCCUGUGACUGGCUGGAAGUCCGUCUACGUGAACAAGGGCUUCACGAAGCGCAUCAACGGCGUCACAAAGGACGAGUCCGACGUCCUCUUGAACUACCUCUUCAACCUCGUCACUCAGAACCAUGACGCCCAGGUCCGCUUCAAGUGGCGCCAGAACGACCUCGCCAUCUGGGACAACCGGAGCAUGUGGCACUGCGCGACCUACGACUAUGUCGACGCCAGAGCAGGUGAUCGCGUGGCGUCCCUGGGCGAGGCGCCGUAUCUUGAUUUGAACAGCACGGGCAGAAGGGAGGCCUUGGGAUUGUAACGUUUAAACAAUGAAAUAAAAAAAAUCCUACGGCUGGCGCUCAUUUUUGAUAUUGGCCAUGAUAACUGUACACUGUUAGACAACAUGCUGCGACAUAACGUGAGCAGAUCUGGACAAAGGGUUAACC
Molecule: messenger RNA, 1587 nt
Organism: Colletotrichum navitas
Lineage: Eukaryota; Fungi; Ascomycota; Sordariomycetes; Glomerellales; Glomerellaceae
Product: TfdA family taurine catabolism dioxygenase TauD
Exons: 5
Coding region: 297-1460 (387 amino acids)
Cellular component (GO): cytoplasm
Molecular function (GO): 2-oxoglutarate-dependent dioxygenase activity
Source: RefSeq, a predicted model, not a curated record